This is a messenger RNA of Triplophysa dalaica, 2980 nucleotides long. It is a transcript of the gene stra6, whose product is annotated as signaling receptor and transporter of retinol STRA6. The coding region runs from base 393 to 2387 and encodes 664 amino acids. Gene Ontology annotation, cellular component: plasma membrane. The record is from RefSeq and is a predicted model, not a curated record. Gene Ontology annotation, biological process: vitamin A import into cell. Lineage: Eukaryota; Metazoa; Chordata; Actinopteri; Cypriniformes; Nemacheilidae. The transcript is spliced from 17 exons. Gene Ontology annotation, molecular function: retinol transmembrane transporter activity; signaling receptor activity.
GCCCAUAUCUGGAACACUUCUCUCUGGUUUUCUUUCACACCCCUCUCUCUCUCUCUAUUGCGUUCUCUCUCUGGUGGUAAUUCCUCUGCUGAAAAGGAGAUCCAAGUUGAAAUAAAGACGUUUUUGGUUGGCAUGCUGAAGAAAGGGACCUGUCACGUUGGAUCUCACAGCUCUCGGCCACAGUAAUAGGGCACCUAAACGGGGGAUUUAAGGCACUUUAAGGCACUGAAGAGUACAAACCAGCACCGACAAACUUUGGAGGAAACUUUAGCUCACAUAACUGUGUUUGGAGAAGCCAGAGCAUUCGUUUACGUCCCACAGGAGUGGAAGACUUUUUUUGAUUAUUGGAGCCCAUUGAAACUUUCGAUCUGUUCAAUCUAUAGGCUGGCACUAUGAGUGCUGAAAACGACUUCUAUGACUACUCUGAUGAGUCCAAAAAUGCUGUGCCAACUAACCCCCCAGUCGAAAUUGUCCCACCGUGUGACCCCACAGCAGACGAAGGCCUAUUUCACAUAUGCAUUGCUGCCAUAUCUUUGGUGGUCAUGCUGGUCCUUGCUGUCCUGUCGAGACGGCAGAAGCUGGGUGAUAAUCAGAGUGGGGUCACGGGUUUACUCAGUCCAGUAAACUUUUUAGACCACACACAACACAAGGGCCUUGCUGUUGCUGUGUAUGGUGUUCUCUUCUGCAAGCUGGUCGGGAUGGUCCUCAGUCACCAUCCGCUACCGUAUACCAAAGAUGUUGUGUACAAAGAAUUCUGGUUGAUUCUGGCUCUGUUGUACUACCCCGCUUUGUAUUAUCCUCUGCUGGCAUGCGGGACGCUACAUAACAAAGUUGGUUAUGUUUUGGGCAGCCUGUUAUCAUGGACCCACUUUGGGGUUCUGGUCUGGCAGAAGGUGGACUGUCCCAAAACGCCACAGAUCUAUAAGUAUUACACGCUGUUCAGCAGUCUACCUCAGAUCGCCUGCCUGGCCUUCCUCAGUUUCCAGUAUCCGUUGCUUCUCUUCAAAGGAUUUCAGAAUACUGAGACAACCAAUGUCUCUGAGGACCUGAGCAGCAGUUAUUAUAGAGAUUAUGUCAAGAAAAUUCUCAAGAAGAAAAAGCCCACCAAAGUCAGUUCGAGCACAUCAAAGCCGAAACUGUUUGAAAGACUCAGAGAAGCUGUUAAAUCUUACAUCUACACACCAGAGGAUGUUUUUAGGUUCCCUUUGAAACUGGCAAUAUCUGUGGUUGUGGCGUUUAUUGCUCUCUAUCAGAUGGCGCUCUUGCUGAUCUCAGGAGUUGUGCCCACUCUUCACAUCGUCCGUAGAGGAGUGGAUGAUAAAAUCGCGUUUUUGUUGGCCGGUUUUAACAUCAUUUUAUCAGACGACCGUCAGGAGGUGGUCAGGAUUGUAGUGUACUAUAUGUGGUGUGUGGAAGCGUGUUACGUGUCAGCGGUCACCUUGUCCUGCCUGGUUAACCUCUUGAUGCUCAUGAGAUCCAUGGUCCUGCACAGGUCUAAUUUAAAGGGACUGUACAGAGGAGACAUCUUUAAUGUUUUUAACUGUCAGAGGAACGUAAGGCCGUCUCGACCCGCCCUGGUCUGCUGGAUGGGCUUCACCAGCUAUCAGGCUGCUUUUAUCUGUCUAGGUAUGGUGAUUCAAAGUCUGGUAUUCUUCAUCUGCCUUCUGUUUGCCGUUUUCCUGGUCAUCAUUCCCAUCCUGUACGGAAAGAACCUAUUACUGUUCCGUAUUAUUGGGAAAAUGUGGCCCUUCUGGUUGACGCUGUUCCUGGCUGCCCUAAUUCAGCAUCUGACUUCCAGGUUUCUGUUCAUCAGGAAGGAUGCGGGAACCCGAGAUCUGAACAAUAGAGGGAGUCUGUUUCUGCUCAGCUAUAUUUUCUUUCUGGUUAAUGUCAUGGUGGGUGUGGUAGUGGGCAUCUGGAGAAUGGUUAUCACCGCCCUUUACAACAUAGUCCACCUUGGACGCUUGGAUAUCAGUCUUCUGAACCGCAAUGUUGAGGCGUUUGAUCCAGGAUACCGCUGCUACGCUCAUUACCUGAAGAUUGAGGUCAGCCAGUCUCAUCCCGUGAUGAAGGCCUUCUGCGGUCUGCUACUGCAAACAACAGGACAUGACAACCUCUCCUCACAGAGGAUCCGAGAUGCUGAAGAAGGAAUCCAACUUGUCCAGCAAGAGAAGAAACAGAAUAAGUUAUCCAACAGCAAGCGGGCACGAGCGCACUGGCAGCUCCUCUACACGCUGGUCAACAACCCAUCAUUGGUGGGCUCCAGGAAACACUUCCAACGCCAAAGUUCUGAGAGCUUCAUCAACGGAGCCCUCAGCCGAACCAGCAAAAAAGACGGCAGCAUCAAGGAGCCUGACAAGGGUACUGAAAACACUGCCACCAACUGAGGACUGAUCCCCACCCCAGCCUCUUAAUACGUGAAGAUUGCUGGCCAGAUAUUCAUGAUAGUAUUGUUUGCUUUGGUGUAUCAGAGAAGUGCAGAUACAGCUCGGUGGCUCAGGAAGAACUUUGGCAGUUGUAGGAAACAGGUCUCUUGCAUGAUUGAUGGAUGUGUGUUGUGUCUUUUAUCCUGUGUGUGAGCGAGGUUCGGUACAUUUAGCAUAUCAGGAAAUUUAGCACUGGAAUCUCAGCUAACUGCUCGAUUUGAGGUAAAUGGGACUGUUUAUGAAUGUACAGGGGCAAAUUUGAAAAUUUUUGGUCUUCAAAUGCAUCAUUUUUGCACUUUUGUGAUUAUCAGUGAUGUAAAAUGUUCUUCUCAUAUAGAAAACUAACGGAUCUAACCAAAAAGGUCCAUUGUGAUGUGAUCUGUGUUUGUUCUUAUAAAUAUAUGGUAAUAAUUACUGUAAUUUUGUCAUUAUAGUUGUUCAUCUCUAUAAAAAAAAUGUAUACAAUCUGUUUCAGUUACAUUUGACACUUAAUUUUGAUUUUUUUCUUUUCUCUCUGAGAUAUAUUGUUCUGCUACCUAAUGAAUAUUAAAUAC